Fusarium sp. VM40 is the source of this 783-nucleotide messenger RNA. The record is from the annotation of a GenBank genome assembly. NCBI's taxonomy places the organism in Eukaryota, Fungi, Ascomycota, Sordariomycetes, Hypocreales, Nectriaceae.
AUGAGUACCCCUUUAACCACCGAGGAGCGCGAGCGCUAUACCGCUAUCAUCGACAACAUCCUCGAGACAUCCGACCUCGAAACUAUCUCGCGAAAGAAGAUCAGGCAGGGUUUGGAAGAUGCCCUUGGAGGCCAAGAUUUGAGCGAGCAGAAGAGUGCCAUAAAACGGCUGAUUGAAGCCCGCUUUGAUGCUGUCUCGGGAGUUGACAAUGGCGCCGGCCCUCCAUCUACCAAUGGCGCAGCCAACGGCCAAUCCGACGUAGGCGAAACCGAACCAUCUGCGACACCUGAGCCUUCACGAAAGAAGGUCAAGCGAUCACCCUCCGAAGAUACGGACGCCAAGCUCGCCGCCCAACUACAGGCGCAGGAGAACAGUCUAGCCAGAGGACGCAAGACACGAGGAGGCGAUAAAGCAAAGCCGACCAAGAAGAAGGCAGCACCGCGCAAGAAGAGCGCAAAGAAGGUCAAGGCCGACGACGAUAGCGAUCUAGAGCCGGCAGAUGGCGAGGUUGGCAAGAAGAGGAAAGCUGGUGGUGGCUUCCAGAAGCCUUUCAACCUCAGUGAAACUCUUUCUGAGCUCGUUGGUGAGACCCAGCUAUCCCGGCCCCAGGUGGUCAAGAAGCUCUGGGAGCACAUCAAAGCGAACGACCUUCAAGACCCUAAGGACAAGCGUCAAAUUAUUUGCGACGACAAGAUGCAAGCAGUCUUCAAACAAGGAAGAGUGGACAUGUUCCGGAUGAACAAGGACAUUGGCAGCCACCUCUAUCCUGUCGGCGAAGAAUAA